Anguilla rostrata (American eel) is the source of this 1826-nucleotide messenger RNA. RefSeq names its product mitochondrial intermembrane space import and assembly protein 40-like. Gene Ontology annotation, molecular function: protein-disulfide reductase activity. Lineage: Eukaryota; Metazoa; Chordata; Actinopteri; Anguilliformes; Anguillidae. The transcript has 3 exons. The record is from RefSeq and is a predicted model, not a curated record. Bases 151 to 636 code for a protein of 161 amino acids. Gene Ontology annotation, biological process: protein import into mitochondrial intermembrane space. Gene Ontology annotation, cellular component: mitochondrial intermembrane space.
AAAACGCGAAUACGUAAAGGGAGGAGGUUGAAGGUCACUAAGUGAGAUAUGUAAUAGAAAUGGAAGCUUGUCCCUUAUGAAACCAGGACGAAUUUACAGUAAUAAAAUAAAUAUACUAGGCUUGCGGAGCAAACGGCUGCGACAACAGACAUGUCAUAUUGCAGAGAAGAAGGUAAAGAUCGUAUCAUCUUUGUAACAAAGGAGGAUCAUGAAGCCCCUAGCAAUGCUGAGCUGAUAGCUGAAGACCCCGAUGACCCCUAUGAGGAGCACGGUCUGAUCCUGCCCAGCGGGGAUAUCAACUGGAACUGCCCGUGCCUGGGGGGCAUGGCCAGUGGCCCUUGCGGAGAGCAGUUCAAAUCAGCCUUCUCCUGCUUCCACUACAGCAAGGAGGAGCUGAAGGGCUCGGACUGCCUGGACCAGUUCCGCGGGAUGCAGGAGUGCAUGCAGAGGUACCCCGAGCUGUACCCCCAGGAGGACGAGAAGGAGGGCGCAUCCACUGACGGGCCUCCUGAAACUGAGCCUGCCGCCCCCACCUCUGCCCCCACUCAAGACUCUGCCCCCGUUCCCGCCUCGGCCCCCGACUCCCCCUCUUCCUCUAAAGACACGCCCCCCACAGACAGACCAGCCAAUAGCUAACACCAAAAUCCACUUGCAUUCUUUAGCCAAGCCCUGAGCAAUCAAAGAAGUAAGAAGCCCUGAUGAAUUUGAAUACAUGUAUAUGUCCGUAUGUAUGAGCGUCCCUGUCCAUUUGAAUUGUUUUUGUAACUGACAUUUUUCAUUAAAAAACCGCAAAAGUCGAGACAAAGGCUUUCAUUUUCAGCCAACUUGUAUCUUACAUCAGGCGAUUUCAAGCCUUAAGAGGAGAUGAGAAUCAUGAUUUUUUUUGGGUGGGGGGGGAAGUAAAAAUCUGACGACGUGUAUAAUGACAUAUUUCUGAAUUACACAUUUUGGUAUACAUUUUCGCAUAUGAGGUAGCACAAACUCUCCAAUUAAAAAGGCAAGGUUGUAUUAACUAUUGAUAAUGGUGGUAUCACCAUUUGAUAAUAUUUGAUUGUAUUUGACCUUACACGAUGGGUAAGAUUGAUCUGAUUAAUGUUGGCCAUUUUCGAAAUGUUGGUCUCCUUAUGAACAAUGCCACUUAGUUGGAAUUCCUAUGUUCGUAUUCCUGCUCUUGGCUACUUGUUGUCUUUAAGACUUCAAAAUCGAAAGUCUCUUAGUGUGUCCUCUGUCAAAUUCUGCAUGUCAUGUCUGUCUUUAAAAUGUUCUCUUGAAAAUGAUUUUACACUGCUAAUCUUGUGUUUUCUUGUCAUCAAGCUCCUAUAGUUUUUUUUGAAAAGUUUUGUCUAUAUUGUCUGUGUGUUGUUGGUGAGUUGCUACAUUGCAAUUUAAUUACAAUGCCAUAUCAGAAGGUUUUAAAGAGCAAUGACACAAUUUUAAAAAUAUUUUUACAUUUCUGAAUGAAGCAAGCUAUAUGUUACUUAUAUUACUAGCACUAUAAUUGUGUUGAAUUCUACCAUUGUCUGAACACACACUAGCUGCUAUAUCACAGAAGGCACAGGAUGUUGUACCUGCCGGUCAGUAUGCGUUACUAGUCCCAGUGUAAUCAUGUCUUGCUCUGAGUAAUUCAGUCUCUUCACAUGCAAAUGGUUUAAUGAAUCUGGUAUGUCAAAAUGCUUCUUUGUCAUUUUUUUGAAAUGCGGAUAAAUUUCAUUUGUUGUAUUUAUUUCUUAGUUUAUGUAAUUCUUAUUGUGAUGUUUUUUUUUAUUUCUCAGGUGUUUGGUCACCAAAGUGAGAAUUAAACUUCUGUUCAGAAGUAUUCUCUGAAA